AAAGACAAACUUGAAGUAGGUUGUGGAGUCCAAGCCUUCCGAUCGUUUUGAUAGCCAAAGCCACCCAAUCAAAAGAAAAAAGCGCGACUCUUGAAUUUCGGGAGAACUGGCAGCAGAGCUGUACGAUAUUAUCAAUCGGCAGCUCAGAACGAUCAAUGGCGGCAGCUGAAGCUCACUCGGGUGAAGAAGAGUACCUCGAUGUCCUUACUAAGGCCGGCGAGAAGACCGGCGUUUCCAAACCCAGGGGAGCAGUUCAUCGUGAUGGAGAUUAUCAUAGAGCAGUACAUGUAUGGAUCUAUGCCGAGAGUACCCAGGAGUUGCUGCUUCAGAAGCGUUCUGACUGCAAGGAUUCAUGGCCUGGGCAAUGGGAUAUUUCGAGUGCUGGUCAUAUAUCUGCUGGCGAUUCUUCGCUUAUAUCGGCGCAGAGAGAACUUGAGGAAGAGCUGGGCAUAGUGCUCCCAAAGGAUGCGUUCGAGUUAAUAUUUGUUUUUCUCCAAGAAUGUACGAUAAAUAGUGGCACAUAUAUCAAUAAUGAAUUCAGUGAAGUGUAUCUGGUGACGACUCUUGAUCCAAUCCCUCUAGAGGCCUUCACACUUCAGGAAAGUGAGGUAUCUGCUGUUAAAUAUCUACACUACAACCAAUAUAGAAGCCUUCUCGCGAAAGAAGAUCCUGAAUAUGUGCCAUAUGAUGUUGAUGGACAAUAUGGACAGCUCUUUGGAAUAAUUGAACAAAGGUACAAAGAGAGCACAGUGGCACGCUGUUUGGCCCUGCAGAAACAAAUUCAGCGUUAUGCUUCAGUCACCCUUAAUCCUGAGUUGACAGGGCUUUCAGAAGGAGAUAGGAAAGCUCUGGUUUUAAUUAUUAAGGCUGCGAGAGUUAUGGAUGAGAUCUUUCACCAGCAGGUAUGGUACAGCAACCCAGCUCUAAGAGCUUGGUUGAAAGAGCAUGCUGCAACUUCAGAGUUGGACCAACUAAAAUGGGUAUACUAUUCGAUUAACAAGAGUCCUUGGUCCUGUCUCGAUGAAAAUGAGGCAUUUUUAACAACUGCCGAUUCUGCAGUUAAGUUCCUUUCUCAAUGUUCGAAACCAGUUACUGGAUGGAAGGGUCUUGAAUAUAAGGCUGCGUUCCCUAAGCUGAAACCACCUGGUGCAAAUUUCUAUCCUCCUGAUAUGGACAAAAUGGAAUUUGAUUUAUGGAAGCGUGGGUUACCAAAGGAUCAACAGGAAGAAGUGACAGGAUUUUUCAAUGUUAUUAAGAGGCAAAGUGACCUAAGCAUUGAAACUUCUAUGACUAAUCUUGGGGUCGAAAAUCACGAUAAUGAUAAUGUGGCGGGGUCUGCCACUGACCUAUAUGCUGUUCCCUACUGUGAAGAAUAUAAGUCAUCUCUCAUGAAAGCAGCUGAACUGUUACAUGAAGCUGGAAAUCUAACCAGCUCAGCUAGUUUGAAGAGGCUUCUUCAUGGAAAGGCCAAAGCUUUCUUGUCCAAUGACUAUUAUGAAUCUGACAUAGCAUGGAUGGAGUUGGACUCCAAGUUGGAUGUUACUAUUGGUCCUUAUGAGACAUAUGAAGAUGCUUUAUUUAGCUAUAAGGCUACAUUUGAAGCAUUUGUUGGAAUACGAGAUGAUAAGGCGACUGCUCAAUUAAAACUCUUUGGUGAUAAUUUGCAGGUAUUGGAACAAAAUCUCCCAUUGGACAGUUGUUACAAAUCAAAAGAUGUCAGUGCUGCUCCAAUUCGUGUCAUUAACCUUGUCUUCAAUGCAGGGGAUGUGAAGGGUCCUCAAACUGUUGCUUUCAACUUGCCAAAUGAUGAGCGCAUUGUAAAAGAUCGAGGAACAUCAAUGGUCAUGCUCAAGAAUGUUUCAGAGGCAAAGUUUAAGCAUAUUCUCCAACCUAUAGCCGAUGCAUGCAUUUCAAGAGAACAACAAAAGCUUGUAGAUUUCGAAUCUUUCUUCACUCACACAAUUUGCCACGAAUGCUGCCAUGGAAUUGGUCCACACACUAUUACACUCCCAAAUGGUCACACUUCUACUGUAAGAAAGGAGCUUCAAGAGCUCCACUCAUCUUUGGAAGAAGCAAAAGCUGAUAUAGUUGGUCUUUGGGCACUGAAGUUCUUGAUUACCCAGGGCUUGCUUCCGAACAACUUAGUGAAGUCCAUUUAUGUGUCUUUCCUAGCGGGAUGCUUCCGCUCUGUACGUUUUGGUCUGGAGGAAGCUCACGGUAAAGGUCAAGCUCUGCAGUUCAACUGGUUGUUUGAGAAAGGAGCCGUCAUUCAGCAGGGUGAUGAAACAUUCUUGGUUGAUUUCUUGAAGGUUGAAGGUGCAGUUGAGAGCUUGAGCAGGGAGAUACUAACCAUACAGGCGAGAGGUGACAAAGCGGCUGCAAGACGUCUGCUCGAGAAGUACGGUACAAUGACGCCGCCGCUGAGAGCUGCUCUGCAGAAAUUAGAAAUGAUUCAGGUACCCGUGGAUAUUACUCCUGUAUUCCCAGCAGCUGUUGACAUAAUAAUGGAAUAAAAGGAGACGGGCUUAUGUUAAGGAGCAUGCAUGUGACUGAUACAUACCUUCCCCCUCCCCCCCCCCCCUUUCUUUUCCUAGAAUUUACAAAUGUAUGGGUAUAUAUAUAUAUAUAUAUAUAUAUAUCUGGUUGAGUCCAUGUUUGUUCCAACUUUGUAAGUUGAUUAUUUGGCUGUAAGUGAUGAGCCAAGAAGUCUAUACGACUCUAAUAUUAAGUGAUGAGCAACCAGAUGCUCUCUCGUCUCAUAUAUAGUGCGAAGUGUUGAUGCUUUCCUCUCUGAUGAUAGUAAAGUGUUGACUUCGGCGCACAAGGCCGUGA
This is a messenger RNA of Punica granatum (pomegranate), 2832 nucleotides long. Lineage: Eukaryota; Viridiplantae; Streptophyta; Magnoliopsida; Myrtales; Lythraceae. The record is from RefSeq and is a predicted model, not a curated record.